AUGUCUCACAAUGUUGUUGUUGCUGGUGCCAGUAGAGGAAUUGGUCUAGCUCUUGUAAAGUACACUCUGUUACAAAACGAUAAAUCCCACGUCGCUGCAGGCGUCCGUACGCCAUCAAAAGCUACAGAACUAGCUGAAUUAGCAAAGAACUAUGCCGGCCGUCUGCAUAUUUUUACCCUGGAUGUCGACAGCGACGACUCCAUCAAGGCCUUUACUGCAUCGGUCACAGCUGCUUUCCCAAAUGGGGUUGAUGUGUUGAUUAAUAAUGCUGGAGUGCUGCCUGCUCCGACAGCUACUCUCGCUGAAGUAACUCGCAAGGACUUUUUAGACGGAUUUAACACCAAUGCCUUAUCAUCAUACUACGUAACUGUCGCUUUCCUCCCACUGUUAUCAAAGAGCAACAACGGCAAAGUGGUGAACGUAUCAUCUCUCUUGGGCUCAAUCGGGGUUGCAGCCGAGACAAUCGCUUACGGGGCUACACCAGCAUACCGUGCUUCUAAAGCUGCUAUGAAUAUGCUGUCUGCUGUCUUGGCUGCCGUUAAUCCGGAUGUCACGAUUGUUACGUCUCAUCCUGGUGUCGUAUUAACUGAUAUGGCGGCAAGUGCCGGAAUCAAAGAGGGCUUUCCCAAUUCUAUUACUACUGAAGUGUCGGCUACGUCUCUAUUGAAGGUUAUUGAUGGUUUAACGAAAGCUGAUAGUGGUAAAUUCGUUAGCUAUGAUGGAACUACUUUGCCUUGGUAA
Synchytrium microbalum is the source of this 741-nucleotide messenger RNA. RefSeq lists its product as uncharacterized. The transcript is spliced from 4 exons. The coding region runs from base 1 to 741 and encodes 246 amino acids. NCBI's taxonomy places the organism in Eukaryota, Fungi, Chytridiomycota, Chytridiomycetes, Synchytriales, Synchytriaceae. The record is from RefSeq and is a predicted model, not a curated record.